Notolabrus celidotus (New Zealand spotty) is the source of this 2374-nucleotide messenger RNA. RefSeq names its product calpain-1 catalytic subunit-like. Lineage: Eukaryota; Metazoa; Chordata; Actinopteri; Labriformes; Labridae. The transcript has 10 exons. Bases 21 to 785 code for a protein of 254 amino acids. The record is from RefSeq and is a predicted model, not a curated record. Gene Ontology annotation, molecular function: calcium ion binding.
GCGGCUGUCCCUCGGUCCACAUGAAGAAGGACUUCUUCUUGCGUCACUCGUCCUGCGCUCGCUCAGAAACCUUCAUCAACCUGCGCGAGGUGAGCGCCAGGCUCCGCCUCCCGCCCGGCGAGUACCUGAUCGUCCCGUCGACCUUUGAACCCUCGAAGGAGGCGGACUUCGUCCUGAGGGUGUUCACGGAGAAGCAGUCAGAGACGGAGGAGAUGGACGAUGACGUGGUGGCGACCUUUGAAGCGGAGGAGGAGCUCUCAGAGAGUGACGUGGACGACUCGUUCAGGUCCAUGUUCGCUCAGCUGUCUGGAGAUGACAUGGAGAUCUCCGUCAGAGAGCUGAGGACCAUCCUCAACAGAGUCGUGUCCAAACACAGAGACCUGCAGACUGACGGCUUCAGUAUGGAGUCCUGCAGAGCCAUGGUCUGCCUCAUGGAUAAAGACGGCAGCGCUCGGCUCGGCCUGCUGGAGUUUCAGGUUCUCUGGAACAAGAUCAGGAAGUGGCUGGGGAUCUUCAGAGAGUUCGACCUGGAUAAAUCAGGAUGUAUGAGCUCCUACGAGAUGCGUCUGGCUUUAGAGAACGGAGGGUUCAAACUGAACAACAGGUUGUAUCAGAUGCUGAUCGCUCGAUACGCCGAUAACGAGAUCAUCGACUUCGAUAACUUCACCUGCUGCCUCGUCAAGCUGGAGGCCAUGUUCAAGGCGUUCCAGGACCUGGACCGAGAGGGGACGGGCCGAGCAGAGAUGAACAUCAUAGAGUGGCUCUGUGUGACCAUGUGUGGCUGAAGCACAGAAGAAGAAGAUCUUCAGUCAAAGUGCCUCCAACAGGAAGAAAUCAGGAAACCAAAAUUCAACCAAACACAGCAGAACCACACUGAGCUGCACAGAACUACAGCCAGACUACAGCCAGACUACAGCCAGACUACAGCCAGACUACAGCUAGACUACAGCCAGACUACAACUAGACUACAGCUAGACUACAGCCAGACUACAGCCAGACUACAGCCAGACUACAGCUAGACUACAGCCAGACUACAGCCAGACUACAGCCAGACUACAGCCAGACUACAGCUAGACUACAGCUAGACUACAGCCAGACUACAGCCAGACCACAGCCAGACUACAGCCAGACUACAGCCAGACUACAGCUAGACUACAGUCAAACUACAGUCACACUACAGUCACACUACAGUCAGACUACAGUCCCACUACAGCCAGACUAAAACCAAACUACAGUCAGACUACAGUCAGACUACAGUCAGGCUACAGUCACACUACAGUCACACUACAGUCACACUAAAACCAGACUACAGUCACACUACAGUCAGACUACAGUCCCACUAUAGCUAGACUACAGUCCCACUACAGUCAGACUAAAACCAAACUACAGUCAGACUAAAACCAAACUACAGUCAGACUACAGUCAGACUACAGUCACACUACAGUCACACUACAGUCACACUACAGUCCCACUACAGUCAGACUACAGUCACACUACAGUCCCACUAUAGCUUGACUACAGUCAGACUACAGUCACACUACAGUCACACUACAGUCACACUACAGUCCCACUACAGUCAGACUACAGUCACACUACAGUCCCACUAUAGCUUGACUACAGUCAGACUACAGUCAGACUACAGUCACACUACAGUCACACUACAGUCACACUACAGUCCCACUACAGUCAGACUACAGUCCCACUACAGUCCCACUAUAGCUUGACUACAGUCAGACUACAGUCAGUAAUGCUGUAGUUCUGUGCUGACGUGCUCAGAGUCUUCCAUGGUCAGCGUAGAGGAUCACUGCUGUCAGAAACAAACUGAAACCACGUUCAGGGACCUGAAGCCUGGGGCGCUGGUGGCCUAGCGGUCUAAGCGCCCCACAUACAGAGGCUACAGCCCUCGUCGCAGGGGUUGCCGGUUCGAUUCCCGGCCGCAACCAUUUCCUGCAUGUCCCCCCCCCCUGUCUCUCUUCAGCUGAAGCCUGACCAUGAAAGAGUUAAUAUAAGACGAGUUAACCUUUGACCUUUAGAGGACUCUGUUUGUUUCUGUCAGCAGUCAAACUGUGGAUCACACUCUACACAUAUAUAUAAUCCAGGACCACUACAGGACCACCACAGGACCACUACAGUCCUGAGUCGGCUCCUGCUCCUCGUGUACUCAGCCUGCUGCAGAUAGGGGGCGCUACAGCUCACUCACUAAUGCCUCUGUAUUUAUCUAUUUAUUUGUUUUUGAGCUGCACCCUGUCGCCUCCACCACACCUCCACCUGGGUUUGUUCUCAGGGCAGUGAAGGCAUCAUGAGGUGGAGGCGUUCAGGGUCAGACUGAUGUAGCAGAACCUCAUGUUUACACUGAAUAAAGAAACAGAACAAA